AUGUUCCCAGUGUUCACAGAAGAUGAAUUGCUAGCAAUGUCUGGUUCAGUUCUACAAGAACUAACUGCAGAGGAAAUGGAAUCAAAAUUGGUCUUUCUCAGCCGUGUGCCAACAUGGUUAUUAGAGAUGGCAAUCGCUCGUUUGAGCUAUUGUUUUCAACCGUUCGACUGCCGACAUAACAAUAGACCACUCCCCUUCACACCACUAAUCCAAUUCAUAAUCAAAAAAGAAGGCCAAGAAAAACGAAUCGAACGGUAUGCAUACACAAUGAAGCUACACGAAGCAGUUCGAAAACUGAAUGGGUUGAUUUUCGGAGGACGGAAAGCAGUUGUACAAGCUCACACUUUUCCCUUCAUUGCUGAAAGCGUUGCGCUCCGAAUUCCUCAAGGAUUGAAAAUUCGAGUACGAGAACUGAGAUUCAAAGAGAAUAUGAAUGGACGCUUCGAAGCUUUGAACAAUUUGAUCAAUGAGUUCAGUUACCCACUUGAAUCACUCUCUAUACUCAACCAGGAAGAAGACAUUGAUUACUUUUCGCACCCGGCUUUAACAAGUGCGCAGCGAAUCUAUCUGGUAGGAGCGGCACCAUUAGAUAUCGAUUUAUUAUUGAACUUGAGCAACAAAAUCGUGCACUUCAAGUACAUUUGGUCUCCAGAUUUCUCCACUGAGGAGCUUAUGACAUUCGCUCGGAAAAUAAUCACAGUGGGAUCUCCGGUUGGAGUUCAAAGAACAUUCAGAAUGUCACAUGAAGAUUCAAUCGAUAAUCUUUUGAAUCGUGUUGGUAUUCGAACAAAUAGGUGA
Caenorhabditis remanei is the source of this 798-nucleotide messenger RNA. RefSeq lists its product as uncharacterized. NCBI's taxonomy places the organism in Eukaryota, Metazoa, Nematoda, Chromadorea, Rhabditida, Rhabditidae. Bases 1 to 798 code for a protein of 265 amino acids. The transcript has a single exon. The record is from RefSeq and is a predicted model, not a curated record.